Strongylus vulgaris is the source of this 285-nucleotide messenger RNA. The record is from the annotation of a GenBank genome assembly. Lineage: Eukaryota; Metazoa; Nematoda; Chromadorea; Rhabditida; Strongylidae.
AAGACGUACGUGAGGCAGCUGAGUGAUGGCACACUCAUCAUUUGUGGUGAAAAGGAUCCAUCACGGAACGUUGGAGGCAUUGGAUUUGUCGCACACUCAUAUGUUGUCCGUCUUGUCGAUUCGCAUGCAUUCCUAUCACCUCGCCUGGCUAUCCUUCGACUCCGUCCUCCGCAUCAGAAGGCCAUCACCAUAUUCAACUGCUAUUCUCCAACAUCCAGCUGAUGAUUCGGAACUUGAUGCUUUUUAUGAGGAUUUGGAGGAAGUCAUCCGCCUCCUUCUAUAAGU